AUGGGUUCCUGCUUCCCAAUCUUCAACUCCAGCAGAAAUAGAAACCACCGAUCGCCCUCUCACCAAGCUCGAUCAUCCCGUCGUUCUCCUCAUCUCUUCCGAUGGGUUCCGAUUCGGCGGAGCAACAUUUCCUUCAGUUCAUGGGAACCAGAAACAGAUUGUUGCUCAUGGGAUGGCGUCACUUGCAACGUCACCACUGGUUACGUGAUUGGUCUCGACUUGAGCUCUGAUCCCUACUCGUUCAGUUACAAGCUUUCAGGACCUAUCUAUUCCAACAGCAGCCUCUUUGGCCUCCAUCAUCUCCAAAGGCUCAACCUUGCUUACAAUGACUUCAAGUUGGCUCCUAUCCCAUCUGAGUUUGAUCGUCUUCCAAGCUUGACACAUCUCGACCUCUCCCAUUCCAAUUUCUACGGCCAGAUACCCUGGGAAUUCUCACGCCUAACAAGGUUGGUUUCUCUUGAUCUCUCCUACUUCUCUGAUUAUGCAAAACUGGAAAGACCAAACCUUAAGGAGUUGAUCCAGAAUCUGACAUCUCUUGUGGAACUAUACCUUGAUGGUGUAGACCUCUCUAGUCCUAGUCCUACACAGGGAAGCAGCGAUCAUUGGUCUCAGGUCUUGCCGCAGUCUCUUCCCAACCUCCGUGCAUUGAGUUUGAUUAACUGUGAUCUUUCAAGUCCCAUUCACCCUUCUUUCUCGCAGCUUGUCUUCCUCGAGGAGCUCCGAUUUGAUGAAAACUAUAAUCUUUCUCUUGAAGUACCCAACUUCUUACCCGCCAAUUUCUCUCAUUUGAAGACUCUUAGUCUAAGAGAUUGUGGAUUGUAUGGAGAGUUCCCCAACAGUCUUUUUCGGCUACCCAAUCUUCAGAUCCUUGAUGUGUCAAUGAAUCUUCUCCUAAAUGGUCAAUUGCCAGAUUUUCCACUUAACAAUGCCUUUCAGUACAUAUCGCUCUAUCGGACAAACUUUUCAGGAGCGAUUCCAGAUUCUAUUCGAAAUCUUAGGUUUUUGACAACAUUACGACUUGGGGAUUUACAACUUGGUGGUUGUCAUUUCUCCGGAUCGGUUUCACCUUUUUUAACCAAUCUCACCCAACUAACUGAGCUAGACCUUUCCCACAAUAGUUUUACCGGUUUGAAUCAGACAGCGGUAGGUACGUCGGCGGAGCAGAAGAGAUCCAACAACUUCACGAGACCUGAGAGUUGA
Molecule: messenger RNA, 1200 nt
Organism: Macadamia integrifolia
Lineage: Eukaryota; Viridiplantae; Streptophyta; Magnoliopsida; Proteales; Proteaceae
Product: receptor-like protein 7
Exons: 1
Coding region: 1-1200 (399 amino acids)
Molecular function (GO): protein binding
Source: RefSeq, a predicted model, not a curated record